ACCAAAAGUAUCAAUUGAUUCCGUUCUCAUUUGCCAUCUGCAUUUGUGUUGUGCGCUGAAAUAUCAAAGAUCAAAUUGAAGAUGAAUCAAACUUACAAACUGCCACAGUUUAAGUAAGACACAAACGUUAAACACAGUUCCACCCAUUAUACUCAAAAAUCAAUGUCUGGGAUGAAGAAGAAAGUAGAGUUGAUCUUCUUUCCCUUACCCUCCAUUGGUCACUUAGGUUCAUUCCUCGAAUUAGCAAAAGUCCUAAUCAACCGUCAUACCCAUCUUUCCAUCACAAUCCUCUGCAUAAAACUCCCUUAUUCCUCUUCAUAUGCAUACAUCAGAUCACAUACAGCCUCACAACCUCAAAUCAAAGCCGUUGAUCUCCCUCACGUUGAGCCACCUCCACAGGAACUACUGAGAUCACCACCACACUACAUUUGGACCUUCAUGCAGAUCCUCAUCCCCCAUGUCAAAGUCACAAUGCAAAACAUUUUAACAUCAUCUCAUUCAAAUCACGUUAUUGGGUUGGUCCUAGAUGUCUUCUGUUUACCCUUGAUUGAUGUGGGAAAUGACUUGGGUAUCCCUUCUUAUUUGUUCAUGCCCUCAAAUGUUGGGUUUUUGAGUCUCAUGCUUUCCGUUCAGAAACGUCAAGUUGAUGAUGUGUUCAAUGAUUCUGAUCCCGAGUGGUUGAUUCCGGGUCUCCCUGAUCCAGUUCCUUCAAGUGUUUUGCCUGAUGCUGUUUUCAACAAAGAAGGUGGAUAUGCUGCUUAUUAUAAACUUGCUCAGAGGUUCAAAGACACCAAAGGAGUUAUUGUCAACACUUUUUCAGAAUUGGAGAAGUAUGCUAUCGAUGCAUUAUGUGAUGGUCAAAGUCAAACUCAAACACCUCCUAUCUAUGCUGUUGGUCCAUUGAUUGAUCUCAAAGGUUAUCCAAACCCCAAUUUGGAUGAAGCCCAACAUGACAGAAUAUUGAAAUGGCUAGAUGAACAGCCAGGUUCUUCUGUUGUUUUUUUAUGCUUUGGGAGUAGGGGAAGCUUUGAUCCAUCUCAAACAAGAGAAAUAGCGCUAGCACUUCAGCGUAGUGGAGUUAGGUUCUUGUGGGCUAUGCGUUCUACACCAACCACAGACAAUGAAGAGACAAAAUUCUUACCAGAAGGCAGGGGAAUGAUAUGUGAGUGGGCACCCCAAGUGGAGGUUUUGGCUCACAAAGCCAUUGUGGGGUUUGUGUCUCAUUGUGGGUGGAACUCUAUUUUGGAAAGCUUGUGGUUUGGGGUGCCAAUAUUGACAUGGCCUAUCUAUGCAGAACAACAGCUGAAUGCUUUUAGGAUGGUGAGAGAAUUUGGAUUAGCAGUGGAGCUGAGACUAGACUAUAGAAAGGGUAGUGAUCUUGUAAUAGCAGAGGACAUAGAGAAAGGACUGAAACAAUUGAUGGACAAGGAUAAUAUGGUGCACAAGAAGGUGAAAGAGGUGAAAGAGAAGGCUAGGAAAUCUGUCCUUACUGGUGGAUCUUCUUUCAUUUCUGUUGGAGAACUAAUUGAUAAUAUGACGGAUAGAAACUAAUUCCAUAGUUGUAUUUCAUAGAUGGGAUUGCCCAUUUUAUUUGAAUUAAUGAAUGAAUGAAGAAGUUUAAUUAUUUCGGUAA
Cajanus cajan (pigeon pea) is the source of this 1633-nucleotide messenger RNA. RefSeq names its product UDP-glycosyltransferase 71K2. Gene Ontology annotation, molecular function: UDP-glucosyltransferase activity. The record is from RefSeq and is a predicted model, not a curated record. NCBI's taxonomy places the organism in Eukaryota, Viridiplantae, Streptophyta, Magnoliopsida, Fabales, Fabaceae.